Messenger RNA from Ogataea haglerorum, 366 nucleotides. RefSeq lists its product as uncharacterized. The record is from RefSeq and is a predicted model, not a curated record. The transcript has a single exon. Gene Ontology annotation, biological process: mitochondrial respiratory chain complex IV assembly. Bases 1 to 366 code for a protein of 121 amino acids. Gene Ontology annotation, cellular component: mitochondrial inner membrane. NCBI's taxonomy places the organism in Eukaryota, Fungi, Ascomycota, Pichiomycetes, Pichiales, Pichiaceae.
AUGGGCACUUUCGCAAAUAAGACGUUUCGUUCCAAGCGACAACAGGCGGAAUUUGAGCGCUCCUUCAUAGGCCGCUAUCAAGCGCUCAUCAAGAAAAACUCAUUCCUCUAUCUCGGUCUUCCGAUGAUGUUGUCCGUGGCGUUUGGUUCGGUUAUUCUCUCUAAAUUCACAGCAUUGCGUUACGAGCAAAGAGAUGAGAAGGUAAAAGAGCUUGACGAAAACCAAGCCCUUGACCUAGCCACAAGAAGACGGAAGGUUGAUAUUAAAGAAGAGUAUUACAAACUACAGGGUCUCUUAGAUGAGUACCAGGACUGGGAACCAAAGAGAGUCGAAAGACUUCCUGGGGAAUCCGAAAAUGUGUUUUGA